UAUGAGGCGGAGAUGACAAGGCAUAGCACUGGAAGUCAUUAGGCACCAGGACACUGAAUGUCUAGAUAUAGGGAUAGUUGGUCUCCUCAUGCUAAUGAGGUUUAGACCAUGUUGAGCCAUAAUGUUGUUCUGUGGGAUUUCAAGUAUCCCUUAUAUACCUAUGGCUUCAUCUUCAUUAUUCUUCUAAUUAUCUGGCAAGUAACAAGGAGUUACUGUGGAUUGAGGUUGGAACCUAAAAGGAUCUGCUGCCAGCGUCACCGAAGAGUCAAGAUAAGAGAUGCAGCAACAAGAGCUAGGAAAUUUUGCCAGGAAGAAGCUGAGAAGCCAUGGGAGCUGCUCUCUGUCAUGAAAAGCCAGGGCUGGCUUCCUCAGGAGGGAAGUGUGAGGCGGCUCCUGUGUGCAGAUACCUGCUGCGAAAUCUGCAAUGCCAUGGCUCUGGAAAUUCAGCAGCUGUUGGUGGGUGAGAACACCCUGAUCUCUCCCCCUUCAUCGGGACCAUUGCAGGGUUCCUCUUGCCUAGAGAUUUUGUCUAUGUCUACUGUGUCUUUUGACCAGAGUCUGCAGCAACAUUCCCUACACUCCAAAGCACUUGCACUUCGAUCUACAACCCCCCCAGUGUUGCAAUUAGUGGAUCAGAAAUCCUUAACACAGUCGACUGUCCAAUCAGCUGGUACAGUCAAGAUCCAUGAUUGCUGGACUGAACACCUCCAGCUGGGGCAGGGAUUUCAAAUACAGGAGGUGCCCACGGGCCCAGAGACUUUAUGUUGUUCAAGACUUGAGGAGCCCAGGGUUCUAGUGAACCAGCAGGAGAUGCUGCAGAGUAGCCCCACCCUUGACUAUGGAAAUCAAGGGCCACAGCCCUUGAAUUCCCAGGUCUCUCUGCAGACCCUGAACCGAGAAAUUACUACCCUGACACACCCUAUGGCCUUGCAUGUGGUUACUGUCCUCCCUGCCCACCUGCCAUUCCUCAGUCCUGAAGUACUGAGGCUUCUUGAGGUACAUGUGAAAAAAUGGAUGCAUUUCCAGAGGUGGGGGCUACCCAGACGUGUGGAGGAGUCCCUGAGGCAGCUUAUGCCAAAUCCGCCAUUGUGUUACCAACCUGUAAACAACCAACCAGUUUCUUUCAUCCAGAAGAACAAUUCUAAGUUCCCUAUUGAAAAAUUUGGGACCUAUUCCUACCAGACCUGGGGUUCAUGUAUGGCCAGCCAGCCUACCCAGGCCUUCUGGGUUUCUGAAUGGUCCAUUAUGGAUCCAGAACAAAGACACCACCACCAGCAAAUCCCAAAUAAUAUGGCUGUGGCCUUGCGCUCUCCAGGUCUUGAAGACUCAAGUGGUCUCUAUGCACUUCCUGGGUACCAGGAUCAUGAUUCAGUGGGCCAUAUGCAGCAGAAAUACAGCCAGCUAUUCUGUGGACUCCCUUCCCUGCACAGUGAAUCAUUGGUUAACACCUUCCUAGGCUCUCAAAGUUUCUCCAUGAAUGGGAGCAUGUCCAAGCAUCCUUUGAAGGAUCCUUUUCUUUUCAAGGAACUCUCCAUUCUCCCUCUGCUACCUAAAACUCCACCCCAGUCAACCACACCCUCUUCCCCAUCCUCCCCAAAUUGGGUCAUUCCAUCUGACUACCAACAACCUCAAAUAAGUGUCCCAUUUCUGACCCUGGCCGAGUGUGAUGCCUUGGAGUGGCACCUGCUGCAGAGGCAGCUCCAGCUUCAGUGGGGCUUGCCAGCUGUUUUCCAGAGACCUCAGCACACCCAGAACCCCAUACAAUAUAGGCCAUGUGGCAAAGGCCAGUCUCCUGAGACAGUGAAAACUUCCUGGCCAGUGAAGCCCAUCACAGUCUUCACUAGGGAAUUAGUCUUCUUCCCAGAGCAUGCCCGGAGGCUGCUAGAAUUCCACCUCCAGCGGCAGUUAAUUCACCAUCGCUGGGGCCUGCCCCAAAAGAUCCAGGAAUCCAUCCAGUUACUUCUAUCCCCCAAUGAUCAGACAACUCUGUCCUGGAGCAGCACAGCCCUAGCCAACGUGCAUGAUCCCCAACCUACAGCCCUAGAGGUCACUGAGGCCGGUGACCCAUUCUCACCCAUCACAGACCCAGAGUCAGUCCCCAUGCCACACUUGUUUGACCAGGCCAAGGCAAUAUUGCAGAGCCACAUCAACUCCAAAUGUGGGCAGAUUCAGCAGGGCAAGGUCCCUGCUCGUGUAUAUAGCUCUUGGCAGUGCAUAAUUCCUGGGGGCCUGCAAGUGGCUCCCUUCACUUACAUCCCAGAAAACAAGCCCUUGGAGCUACAGGCAGCAACUGACCCUGCCCUACAGCAGAAAGCUAUGCCCUGGAUACCAAUGGCCCUUGACCAACAGCAACAAGCCUCACCAGAUGCUGUCACUGAACACCCUAAGCUGCCCCAAGCCCUGUCCGAGGGAGCCAUUGAGAAACUAGAGACAACAUUGCGGCACAAGUACCUGGCCUUCUUGUCAGGGCUGCCAGCUCUUUAUUAUGUGGCUCUCUCUAGGGCCAUGGCACCGGCAAUCUCUACCCAAGCUGUAAUCACAGGAAUGGUGCCUGGACCUGGUGAAUUCCCAACUGAACCUCUGACUCAGAUGAUCUCAUCUGAAGAGCAGUCUCUGAGUCCUGGGCCAAGCUUUCAAGAUGCCAAUGAGACUUGUGCAGACAUUGAAGAUGAGCUCCAGGUUGAAGAGCAGGUGGAAGAUUUGAUCAAGAUGGUGCCUCUAGAAAGCCAGGCAGAGGCCUCUGGGCCUUAUACACUCAAGAAAACGAUCUUAGCCAAACUAAAUUUCCAUCUAAGAAAGAAGAUCCUAGAGAUACAACUGGGAAUUCCCAUAAAGGCAAGGCUGUCCAGAGAACAAACAGUAGCAAACUCAGGCAACACAUCCACACAGGAUUCUCUAGAGAGUCUAGAGAACCUAGGAAAAACAUUGCUCCAGGAUCUCCCCAUCCCACUAGACACUCCUCGUGUCCCAGAUCCAGAAUGGCUCCACCUUAAAGAACAGCUGGCCCUUGAGUUAAAGGCAGUGCAGCAGAACCAGAAGCAACCUAGUUCAAGAGCAGUAUCUCAUGGUUCUGCCCACUGGGCCUCUAAGAUAUCACAACCCAGUGGGGACAUGACAGAGGCCCAGGUGCUUUGUGUUCAGUUGGAGGCCAAUGUGAACAGCCCCAGCCUGGAGGAGCCCUGGAGUCCUGAGUCCCAAAGCCCUGGCCACAGCAAGGACUCAGCCCAAGUCCCCAUGCUGGCAGAAAAGAGAGAGGACCCAGGGAAACCCAAAUUGGCAGGGGACCAUGGAGAAGGAGAUGCAGGGUUUGCACACUCCUCCACAAGAGACAUAAGCCACCCUGAUGAAGCCCAGAGGCCAGAAGGGAUGCUUCUGAACAGGACACCUCACAGCCCCUGGCGACGGAGCCGUAGCUUUCAUCUUGAUGCUCCCUGUGAACACAGUACGCGACAUCACCCUCAGAUUAAGCUUUCAGAGCCACCUCCAGGAAUCCCUGGGGUGAAGGUAUCUGAGAAGAAUGACCUGCACAGCAGUCAAACCAAGCUUAAUGUAUUCCUCAAACCAGCAAGGAUUCCUAAGAAUGCCCAGCCUGUGGUGCCCCAGGCAUCACAGGGUCAGCUUUUCCUGGGCCAACUCAUUCAGGGUAAGCCUUUGCAGGGCCAAACUUUGAAAGGUCAGGUUUUGCAGGGACAGGUGAUGCCGGUCCACACUCACAAGAGGCCCAGCCUUCCAGAAUCAGGCUUGAGAAGUAAGAUGAAAUCCUUUCUGCACUGUUUUAACUCCAAGGCAAAAGGCAAAGUGCAGGAAGAACCCAUGUUCUCCACAGCUGGGAAAGUGGCCAACACCAGAAAAGAAAAUGCAGAAAGGGGCCUGGCUCCAGCCAAAAGUUCCAUGGGGCGAACCAAGACAGAGAGGACAAGAGGGGACUCCAAGGCCCAAUCUUCCCCCACUGAGAAGCAGGAGGGCCUGACCUUCUUGGAUGGUCCCCAUUCCCCUGACAGUAAGCUCCGGCACCGCUCCCGCUCUCACCAACUCCAUUCUGCCUCAGUCCUGGGCCACCCCCGCCACUGCCCUAGGCACUGUCCUCGAGUGGCUUGUGCCACCCAACCAGGGAAUGUACCCUAGACCUCACCUCCCACCUCAGAGGGAAAUGUUGGCCUGCUCAAGAAGACCCAACACAAUCAAAAGUCAUUGUAGGCUCUCAUCUGUGUCCCUUGAAGAGGAUUGCUACUGUCAUUUUCACUUAUGGUGCAGGUGGGGCAGAGUGCCACCCAAAAUACACUCUAUGUCUCUAAGCAAAGCACUGUCUGUCUCCUCCUUCUCUCCACUGUGGUGUGUUAAGGGAAGGCAUGAGGGGAGGCUGAAGUGUCCUUCCCAUCUAGAGAAGGAACUUUAAUCCACUCUUAAGCUGGGUCAGCUUUCCAAACAACUCCUCCCGGCCCACCCUGGACUGUGGAUAAAGGGGCUUGAGCAAAGAAGGAAGGUAAGGUAAAUAAAGGUCAGGCUUGAAUUCUAUCAUGGCUUCCCAUUGGUGUCUUUAGGCCCAGAGGAGCAAUGUGGACAUGAGGAUAGUAGUGAUGAGGAGGAUUGGCCAGGAAUCCCACAGGUAGAAUCACUCA
Messenger RNA from Lutra lutra (Eurasian river otter), 4619 nucleotides. Its product is annotated as protein FAM205A-like. The transcript is spliced from 4 exons. Bases 109 to 4125 code for a protein of 1338 amino acids. Lineage: Eukaryota; Metazoa; Chordata; Mammalia; Carnivora; Mustelidae. The record is from RefSeq and is a predicted model, not a curated record.